ACCAACAAUAAACUGAACAGUCCUCCCUCCUCACCACACAAAGUUGUUAAUUCUUCCAAUGCCACAAUUCCCAAUGGGAAUGGGAAGGGACAGCAAGGGGCAGGAGGAGCACUAAAGCAGAAGCAGAUAGGAAAAACAAAGGGCAGUCCAGAGGCAGAGAUGGGAGAAUCUGACACAGAAUCCAAGAAAUGUGAUACUCACUUGAGCAUUGGCAAACCAGUCGUUUCUGAUAUACAAGCAAGAUCAGCCGUUCUGUCCUGGAAUCUCCCAGUUAGUUCACAGAAUGGAGAGAGCCAUAGUCAUAGUCCAGCAGCAUUUACAUUUGAAGUAGCAAUAUCCAACAGUGGUAAAAAUGGAAAAUUUAAAUCUGUCUAUGUUGGGGAGGAAUUAACAAUUACACUUCCUGAUCUCAGACCAGCAACUGAUUAUCAUGCCAGGUAUGCUGCUGGGACGGAAAUAAUUAAUGCUGGGGGAAUUACAGAAUUACUGUGGCUUCAUGGAAAAAAGGUGUGAUCCAAACAGUUCGAGGAACACUCUGAAAAAACACCACGGCUGUGGACACUGGUUCUGCUGUCUAAGUUCCAAUUUACCUUCUAAUUUCAUUACAAUAUCGCCUCAUUUUCCUCCUUACCAUUUUCUCUGUGUUUCUCAAAUACAAACUUUAAGUUUUUCCGUGUUAUUCUCUAUCUUUAGAAGAAGAUUGGACGGAGUGAGAUGAUUGUUGUAGGCUGAAGGCAGUGCUAAAUGAAAUGACUUAGCCUUGAAAUUGGAUCUGAAAGUCUGACUUGUCAGCUUGAUUUGCAGAGUAGCUUGUGUGAAGUGCAGCAGUGCAAGGAGGGAAUGGGGAACUGGCUGAAGGGGGAAGUCAGAUGUGACCAGGGAACGAGACGUGACGUUCGAGAAUUACCACACAGUAAAUAAUGCUGAGGGAGCUGUGGGACUGGUCAGGGAGAGCCCAGCUGGUUAAACAAGCCAGGGAACGUGUGAAGAGUCAGUGCAGCCUUGAGAUUUGCUGAAGCAAAGUCCUGUUCUUAAGCUGCAGAAAUGUUCUGAGUGUGUGGAGUACCCAGCACAGCUCCACUUGCACAGAGGAUGUGUGGUUUGGGGGGCUGUUUUCCAUACAGGCCAACUAAACACACAGAAAUGAGCACAAAUCUUGUGGAGAUUAAACAAUUACCCUAAAAAGCACAAUUUUAUGGCCUGAGCAGCUGAUUCAGCCCAUUUUAGUAUCUGUACUCUUGCACAAGUAUUGGCUGUAUUUGAAUCUUGAAGUCUUUUUAGUAAAAGGCUCAUUUCCAGUCAGGGAUUCUGUUACCAUUUGGGAACACCUGGAGUUUUCAUCCUGCAUCCCACGUGUAUUUCAGCACUAAAAUAUGUCCACUGUGACAGAGGGUAACUGUAAAGUAAAUGAAGAUGACAAAUGGGGUCUCUGGGACCAGCAGGUGUGAUCCCAGUGUGAUCCCAUCCCUGCUCUGUGUGCAGGAUCAGCAGGGAC
Molecule: messenger RNA, 1495 nt
Organism: Lepidothrix coronata (blue-crowned manakin)
Lineage: Eukaryota; Metazoa; Chordata; Aves; Passeriformes; Pipridae
Product: fibronectin type-III domain-containing protein 3A-like
Exons: 4
Coding region: 160-513 (117 amino acids)
Molecular function (GO): protein binding
Source: RefSeq, a predicted model, not a curated record